Molecule: messenger RNA, 1368 nt
Organism: Rhodotorula toruloides NP11
Lineage: Eukaryota; Fungi; Basidiomycota; Microbotryomycetes; Sporidiobolales; Sporidiobolaceae
Product: rRNA processing protein
Exons: 5
Coding region: 1-1368 (455 amino acids)
Biological process (GO): ribosomal large subunit biogenesis; rRNA processing
Cellular component (GO): nucleolus; preribosome, large subunit precursor; nuclear periphery
Source: RefSeq, a predicted model, not a curated record
AUGGGCAAGAAGUCUCAAUCCAAGGGCAAGCAGCCCGCACCCGCGCGACCCACUUCCAAGCCCACCGCCGCACCAAAGAAGCCCGCCAACUCGCCCAAGACCAAGCUCGCGAAGGCUGUUGCGGUGCCUCUCCCGCGCGAGAGCUCGCCUGAUGUGAUGGACCGUGCGGGUGAGGAGGAGUCAGAGGAGGACGAGGAGUUUGAGCUGGAGGACUUGCUGGAUGUUGAGGCGAGUGAGGACGAUGAGGAUGAGGAGAUGGAGAGUGGGGAGGACGAGGCGGAGGGGUUGGGACCGAUGAGCGGGGAGAGCUCGAGUGAGGAGGACGGCGAGGGCGAGAGCGAGUCGGAGGACGAGGAGGACGACGUGACGGAGGAGGCCUUCGAGCGGAUGAUGAAGCUCCUUGGACCAGUAGACGCGGCCGAACUCGGUCUGCUCGACGCCGAGGACGAGGAAGAGGAAGGAUCGGACGAGGAGGAGGAGGAGGGCUCUGAGGAGGAGUCCGUGGAAGAGGCUGUUGCGGAGAACGAGGAUGUCGAGCUCAAGCCGUACGAGGAUCUCGAAGAGGAGGACCCGGAUGUUGCGCCCGUCGAGAAGAACACGGUCAACGACAAGGUCGCCCUCGAGCGAGUACUUACGACGAUCAAGGCGGACGCCGGCUUCUUCGACACCCUCACUCUCGUCAACCCGACUCCUCUGAAUGUCCCCGACGCGAACAACGACCUCGAGCGCGAGUUGGAGUUCUACAAGCAGUCCCUGUGGGCCGCGAUGCACGCCGAAUCGCUCUUCGAAUCCGCCGACCUGCCCUUCCACCGCCCGACCGACUACUUCGCCGAGAUGGUCAAGACGGACGCGCACAUGGCCAAGAUCCGCCAGUCGCUCCUCGACGAGCAGGCGGGCAUGAAGGCGAGCGACGAGGCGCGCAAGUUGCGCGACGCCAAGAAGUUUGGAAAGAAGGUCCAGGUCGAGCGGUUGCGCGAGCGCGAGAUGGAGAAGAAGGCGGUUGGGCAGAGGCUCGAGAGUCUCAAGAAGAAGCGCAAGUCUGGCGAGGCAUCGUUCGGCGGCGAGGACUUCGAUGUCGCACUCGAAGACGCGCUCGCGCAGACGUCCUCGUCGAAGAAGCGCAAGCUGAACGAGUCGGAGCGCCCCGGCCGCGCACGAAAAGGCAUCUCUCGCAAGGGUCGCGACGCCAAGUACGGGUUCGGCGGUGGCUCACGACGGGGCAAGCAGAACAACGACAGGGAGGACGACAAGAAGGCGUCUGGUGGUGGAGGCGGAGGCAGGGGACGCGGUGGAAAGGCGGGAGGAGGAGGAGCGGGCGGAGCGGGCGGAGGCAAGCCGAAGCGGCUGGGCAAGAGCAGGCGGAAGUGA